Exophiala bonariae is the source of this 354-nucleotide messenger RNA. RefSeq lists its product as uncharacterized. The transcript has 2 exons. NCBI's taxonomy places the organism in Eukaryota, Fungi, Ascomycota, Eurotiomycetes, Chaetothyriales, Herpotrichiellaceae. The record is from RefSeq and is a predicted model, not a curated record. Bases 1 to 354 code for a protein of 117 amino acids.
AUGCCCCACUGGAUAUCGGACGCCGCUGACUCUGCUGUGAAUGAUCUUCAAAAAGAAGUGAAGAAUGCUGGUCGCGACUGGCCGGAGAUUCGUGGAUAUGAGUGCGACACAUCAUCUGAAGACCUGGUUUCUAAUACCUGGCAUCAAAUUGUCGAGGACUUCGGACAAGUGGACGUGCUUGUCAUCAACGCAGGUUUGGCUGCUGGCUCUGCUGCGGAGACUGAUGACUUCGAACGGCGUGGGCGUCAACGCCUACGGCUUGGACAGCGUGCCUCUGCGCGGCGGCUACCUGUCCACGUUUUACAGGCAACAGCACGCACAACAUUGAUGCGCAGUGCGCCACCGCGUGCGUAA